AACGUAAGUGUGGCCCCAUGUGACCGAGAUAAGGCAGAUAGUAUAAAUAUUUCCUCUCGUGUUUUCACGAGACCAGAGUAGAAAACUGAACGAUGUUUCUCUCAGCUAUAGUCGAUCUCUUGCAUUUUGUUUUACAGGUGUGCGAGUGUGUCAGCCACCUUCACAUCGUCAGUGAUGUGGUGGGAUGGGCACGCACCUGGAUGGGGUUUAACUUUCUAAAAGUGCGGGGUCCUGGAAGAAAGGAUGUGCAGAAAGUAGAGGGGGACAUCGACAGAAUACCGAGGGAAAGCAAUAAUCCAAACGCACCAACUCCCAGCAGCGUCAAUUACCAUUUCACACGGCGGUGCAAUUAUAAAUGCGGGUUUUGCUUUCAUACCGCCAAGACGUCUUUCGUGCUGCCCCUCGAAGAAGCAAAGAGAGGGCUGCGUUUGCUGAAAGAAGCAGGGAUGGAAAAGAUUAACUUUUCUGGCGGGGAACCAUUUUUACACGAGAGAGGCGACUUUCUCGGAAAACUGGUCCAGUACUGCAAACAGGAUCUUCAACUUCCAAGUGUCAGCAUAGUAAGCAAUGGAAGCAUGAUCAGGGAGAGAUGGUUUCAGAAGUACGGUGAAUUCCUGGACAUCUUGGCUGUCUCUUGCGACAGCUUCACCGAGGACACCAACAUUCAGAUCGGCCGCACCCAGGGUCGUAAAAGUCAUGUGGAGAACCUGAAACUGGUCCGUGACUGGUGCCGGCAGUACAAGGUGGCGUUCAAGAUCAACUCCGUCAUCUGCAGCUACAAUGUGGAGGAGGACAUGAGGGAGCACAUUGCGGAGCUGAACCCCAUUCGCUGGAAGAUAUUUCAGUGUCUGCUCAUCGAGGGAGAGAACGUCGGGGAGAGUGCACUCAGGGACGCCGAGAAGUUCGUCAUCAGCAAUGAACAAUUUCAAGAAUUCCAGGAUCGGCACAGAGACAUCCAGUGUCUCGUUCCAGAAUCCAAUCAGAAGAUGAAAGACUCAUACCUUAUCUUGGAUGAAUACAUGCGCUUUCUCGAUUGCAGAGAAGGACGGAAGGACCCGUCGAAGUCCAUCCUUGACGUGGGUGUGGAGAAUGCCAUUCAGUUCAGCGGUUUUGACGAGAAGAUGUUUCUGAAGAGGGGUGGCAGAUAUCUGUGGAGCAAAGCCGACAUGAAGCUGGACUGGUGAUUUCCGGAAGCCAGUGGAUUGAGCUGUUUGUGUUCUUGAGGUUUAUUUUCUUCAUUUUUUCGUGAAGUGUUUUGAAAUUCACUUUUAUAUAUUUUUAGAAAAAAAUGGAAAUAUACUCUUUUUAACUUGUACUUAUGUUUCUGUAUAUUACAUUGUCUACAGGAAUUUCUGUUGUACAUUUCCAGUAAUUUUAUUUGUUUUAUUUAUUUAUAUUGAUUUUAGGCUAAUUUCUCUGCAUUUCAUUUAUGUAAAAUAAAGUAUUUUUAUUAUUC
Molecule: messenger RNA, 1456 nt
Organism: Brienomyrus brachyistius
Lineage: Eukaryota; Metazoa; Chordata; Actinopteri; Osteoglossiformes; Mormyridae
Gene: rsad2
Product: radical S-adenosyl methionine domain containing 2
Exons: 6
Coding region: 93-1184 (363 amino acids)
Biological process (GO): positive regulation of immune response; defense response to virus
Cellular component (GO): endoplasmic reticulum; endoplasmic reticulum membrane; mitochondrion
Molecular function (GO): catalytic activity; 4 iron, 4 sulfur cluster binding
Source: RefSeq, a predicted model, not a curated record